AUGGUCACAGAAGAUGGUCUGAGUAUUCAAUAUGUGAAAGUGAUCCGUGAGCAAGAGCAAGCCGAUGACCCGGAAAUCGAAAAUAAGAUCCGCUCGAGUGAUAUGGAUUGCCUGACGGCUGGGAGCUUCGCGAACAAUCGCGAUCCUUACCUCGUUUCGUACACCGUCUUCGAUCCACUCGAAGACUUGGAAUAUAUGAUUGGAUUAGUGCGGGAUGUGAAUGAGGAUAUAACACAUGAAAUUCCGUAUUGUACGUCGGAUUUGCCGUUUAGUAUGUAUGCUUUCGAACAUCUUUCUGGAAUGCAGCAACGUGAUUCGCUGUCAUCGCCGUACGAAUACGAACUGCAGAAAGCGUUACCUUCAAGAUUUCGCAUCGUCGAUUUUGCACAUUACGUUGCUGUCACGUUGAAGAAGGAGCCGAUGAGCGCACCGUUAUUGAAUUUAGCAGCGCUUUAUUGGCGAAUAAAAGGCGAUGCUAAGAAUGCAAUCGAAUGUCUGAGACGAUCACUUCACUAUUCAACGCAUGACAAACGAGCUCGAGCGAUGGUCGCAUUAGGCAAUUUGCUGCAUCGAGCCGGGCAUUCUUCGGACGCUGUUAUUCUUUAUCAGUUGGUGAUGAAUGAAGUGAAGAAUGCGAAUUUGCAUAUGGCAAUGGGCGAUGCAUUGACAGUGAUUCAGAAUCGUACUGAGGCAAUCGUAGAGUACGAGCAGGCAUUAGCGAUCGAUGCGAGUCUCGAGAGUGCAUCGAUUAAGGCAGCGGCUUUGAAAUGCGAUCUGAAGUUGAUCGAUGCCAUGGAGAAACAACACAGGAAUUUAUUGAGUACAAUUUCGGAGAAGACGAAUUAUAAUAAUAGAUUUGAGUUGGUGAAAAUGUUGGAGGAGAACGUUCGCAGGAAUGUGUUGGAUACGGAUGGUAAACUGCAAUCUGCGUUGAUCUAUGAGUUCUUCACGUUCGGCACACUUCCGUACGUGACGUGUCGAACUGUGAAGCAACAAGACGAUCGUUUGGGAAUGCACUGUGGUGUUAGUGACUUGCGCAGGUAUAGGACGAUGAUCAGCGAGAAGCAUCUGAAGAUGUUCGACGCUGCACGACGAAGUGCUAUGCUUAUCAAUGAAACAUCGCAUUGGUAUGAUGGCGAUACGGGUUUAGUGCAAGAAGAAGACGACGACAAGGAACUGACUGAAUUCUUAACGGGUUUAGAGCCAUUCAAAGGCAUGGAUUGGGAUGAACCCACCGAAGAGCGCAUGUACCCACGCAAAAUUGAAAGUUCGAUGAGUAAGUUGUUGGAACGGUAUUUGAGUGGUGAAUGGCCAAACAAGACGUUGUGUGAGGCGAAUCGAUGGCAUUACUCGAUGCCAUCUGCUGAUAAUUUACCGCAAUUGUUCAUGAGCCCUGAAAAUAAAGGAUUUUGUGUAUCAGAUCUGCUGAACAAGUAUCUUGGCUUAUCACCGCACAAGCAGCAUCCAUUGCCAUGGGCACUGCCUCGAUGUGAUAGCUUCAUUCGGGAUGAACCGCUAUCGUCAAUGUUCAAACUGCCCGGCGUUGUGCACGCUGCAUCUCGACGCCGUUCAAUCAGAUUCGCCGAGGAGAGACUCCGAUCGACGUUCGUCAGUCUGGUCGGCACCCGUGCCACACAAGCCGACGUCGCGCAACGUAUCAAAACACUUCUCACCUACAACAUCGGUCCCAAGUGGAUCGCACUGAACCUGGCCGCACUCUAUUGGCGUGUUGUUGGUGUCCCACACGAAGCGAUCGAGUGUCUUCGAGCUGCAUUACACUUCCAACCGGAACGUCACGCAGAUGUGGCGUUGACACAGCUGGCGCAGUUGGUGAUACGAACAGCGUCGGAACGAGAGCAUUUGAGAGAUGCAGUGGCCUUGUUGAAUACGGCAAUUCACGUCGAUCCGAAUGAACCGUUGACGCACUUCUUGAAUGGCUUAAUCGAGAUUCUGCAAGGCAAUAACGCACUUGCAAUGGCUUAUAUUCGUGCUGCAGUCAUACUCGACCCACUCUUCCAGCCAGCCGUUGACGUAUUGCACACACUCAAGUGUGCAUCAAAGGAUGAGAACAAGCUAUCGUCGGGUGUGCGAGUUGAAGUGCGAUGUUGCUCACGUUCAGAGCCGAAUAUCUUUUGCAUUGUUGCAUCUGGUGAAUGUUUUAAAGCACAUCAACAUGGCGCUUAUGAAGCCGUUCUUUGUGCUUCAGCAAAUGAUAAUGCGAAUAUUUGUAAACGAGCCAGCCCUGCUGUAGCGUUCAUCGCAUCCGCAUUAGUUCCGUCCAACGUGCAAGAUGUACGAGAGUUGGAUGAAGUGGAGGUACACGAUCAUGAGAGUGCGGCGGAUAGAUUCGAUGAGUUACAUAUUGAUACGUCCGAUGAGAUAGCACUGGAUUAUGGCGCAGAUCAAUCGUUGAAAAAGAUUCUGGCAGUUCUUCAUUGGGUACAGAGGGCAGUCGAGCUGUUGCAGGUGCUUUAUGCUGGUGCAAGACGUGUAAUCGCUCAACAGACUGACGAAGAAGUUUGGCAGGAAGAAGUUCUCGUACGCAUUGUGCCUUUUCCCGAGAAUGCUUUAUCGUUAUCACAAAUGUCCGAUCGUCGUCAGAUGCUCGCAUACGAUAUUGAACUUCCCGAGGUAUUGCCUUUGCCGUUGAAAGAACAAAUCAAACUAGGUCUUCAAUACUUCCCACCCGCAAAAACGUCAGAUCCGAAUUUUUGUAGCAAUGUCAAAAUGAGCAUAUCAAUGCUGCAUGAACAAACCACAUCGACGUGGGUAUCAGUGACUGCAAAGGGCGUUGGACUUGAGCAGUACAUGGAUCUGAGUAAUCCAGCUCCGGAAAUCGCUGGAUUCGAGCCGAACUGUCCAGAUCUGGAUAAACCGUCACCGUUGCGAACGUUCGACCAUCUGCCCGCUUAUCAUCUGCGUGAACAGUUCAUCUUUUACAAACCCGAAAAAGCACUUACCGACGCGUUUCAAAGUUUGGGCAAUGAAAGGGAACGAAUCGAACAUGUUGCUGGUCGAUUGAUGAUCGCCAUGAAGGUGUCGAAGUUAACACCGAACCUGAGCAAGGAUCAAGACGGCGGUGUUCAUUGGACGUUGUCUACAGCAUCGACGCUGUAUUGGCGAGUGAAGGGCGAUGCGGUGAAUGCUCUGAAGUGCUUGAGACAUUCUCUGAACAACGCUCCUUCCGAUAUGAAGGAUGUUGCUUUGGUGAGUAUGGCGAAUAUAUACCAUCAAGCGGGUCUUUUACACAGCGCGCUGAUCGCCGGAGGAGCGGCAUUAGGCAUAUCACCGAAACUCGUGGCCAUUCACUUCACACUGGCCAAUAUCUACGCAACCAUGUUCUAUUAUUCAACACUGUCGUUACAGUCCAACUUCAAACCUGCCAAAGAGCGUAUUCGAGCAAUUUAUUGUCACACGGGGAACAGCUCCCCUUUUCAGUGA
Molecule: messenger RNA, 3441 nt
Organism: Anisakis simplex (herring worm)
Lineage: Eukaryota; Metazoa; Nematoda; Chromadorea; Rhabditida; Anisakidae
Source: the annotation of a GenBank genome assembly